Camelina sativa (false flax) is the source of this 2120-nucleotide messenger RNA. RefSeq lists its product as uncharacterized. Gene Ontology annotation, molecular function: ATP binding; ATP hydrolysis activity. The record is from RefSeq and is a predicted model, not a curated record. NCBI's taxonomy places the organism in Eukaryota, Viridiplantae, Streptophyta, Magnoliopsida, Brassicales, Brassicaceae. Gene Ontology annotation, cellular component: cytoplasm; chloroplast; mitochondrion.
CUCUCUCUCUCUGUCUUCAAAACUUAACAGUUAAAAUCUUCUUCUUCUUCUUCUUCUUCUUGAUCUUCUUCCUUAUUUUUGGGUCUCUCUUAUCCAGAUAUUAUUAUCAGCAUCCCAUUACAUAAACAUCGAACCUUUUAAACUUUUCAAUAUUCUUUUCCAUCAUUCACGUUUCCCCCUCUUGUGCCCAAUUCUUAUCUGGAUCAGAUUUCUCAUUCCUUAAUUCAAAGAUUUCGUUUUUAUUUUUCCUUCUGUGACUUGGGUUUUUGUUUUACUCUGUAUCCGAAUCACAAAGUUUUCCUCUUUUUCUUUUCCGGCGGAAAAAAUUCUUACUUUCUCAAGGGAAUUUGAAUUUGGAGCUGUUCUUAGUUCAAAAGCAGCUGAUCCUGCAGACUGAAUUUGUAUUGAUCGUAGAUGAGACCAAUCAUUAGAUCAUCAUCUCUCAGUAGAAUUAGAUGGGCUUUGAGGAACAACAAUCAAGAACGCUAUGCUUCAUCUUUCUGCUCCAAAAGCCGCAACCUUUUGAUCGGUGUCAGUCAAAACCAACCUCUGGUGAAUACAACAACAAGCACUGAUUAUUCAAGUUUGUGUUCGAGGUUGAGUUUCUUGAGAGGUUUAUCAGUUGAAGCAGUUGAAGCAGCUGAUCCUGCUACCACUACUACUACUAGGCUCACCGUCUCAUCAGAUGUGAAAAGAACAGGUCCGCUUGUUGAGUAUGAGAGAAGAAUCAGUGAUGGUGAACUCAUGACUGGUGAUAUCUGCCAAAUUAGUGCAUUGAGAGAGCUUCAAAGACUACAUGAUGAGCUUGUGGAAUCAGUAGAUACAUGUCGUUUAGAUCGGUACAACACUUCUGAUAAAUUCUCAAGAAGCCGUUGGUUUUGGUCUCGGCUCAUGCCGCAGUCUUCUAACUCACCUGUCAAUGGUUUAUACCUUUAUGGAGGUGUAGGCACAGGAAAAACUAUGUUGAUGGACUUAUUCUUUGAUCAAUUGCCUUGCACUUGGAAGAAGCAGAGGAUACAUUUCCAUGAUUUCAUGUUGAGUGUUCAUAGCCGCUUGCAAAAGCACAAGGGUUUAUCAGAUCCACUUGAAGUUGUUGCCCAAGAGAUAGCUCAUGAUGCAAUCUUGCUAUGUCUAGAUGAGUUCAUGGUAACUGAUGUUGCAGAUGCUCUGAUACUUAACCGACUCUUCGGACAUCUCUUCAGCAAUGGCGUCAUUCUUGUUGCUACAUCGAAUCGGAACCCUGAUAAACUCUAUGAAGGAGGACUCCAGAGAGAUCUCUUCCUACCUUUCAUCUCCUCAUUGAAGGAACGGUGUGUGGUUCAUGAGAUUGGCUCAUCGGUUGAUUACCGGAAACUGACUUCGGCUGAGCAAGGAUUCUAUUUCAUCGGUAAAGAUCUUUCGACCCUUUUGAAACAGAAGUUCCAACAACUGAUUGGAGACAAUGUUAUUGCGCGUCCACAGGUAGUAGAAGUGGUGAUGGGAAGAAAAUUACAGAUUCCAUUAGGUGCCAAUGGAUGUGCAUACUUUCCUUUUGAAGAGUUAUGCGAUCGACCUCUUGGAGCUGCGGAUUACUUUGGAUUGUUCAAGAAGUUUCAUACUCUUGCAUUGGAAGGGAUUCCAGUGUUUGGUCUUCAUAACCGGACUGCUGCGUAUAGAUUCGUCACGCUAGUCGAUGUGAUGUAUGAGAACAGAGCCAGGUUUUCGUGUACAGCUGAGGCAAGUCCUCAAGAACUCCUGGAAAAGAUUGUAACAAUCUCAGAUGCGAAAUCGAUGGCUCCAAGAACAUCGUCGAGAUCAAGAAAGAACGAUGUUUCUGAGCUCUGUGUGGAUAACGAAUUAGGUUUUGCAAAAGACAGAACCAUCAGUAGAUUAACAGAAAUGAACAGCAAAGAGUACUUGGAGCAGCAUGCAAUAACACAUAAUCUGUAACAGUCUAAAAGGACCGUUGAUGGUAUUUUUCAUGGGAUUUCAAUUGAAUCCUAUAAUGUAGCUUUGUUGUAUGUUCUGUAUCACACCAAAAAAACAUAUAAGAAUCAUGGAAAAGGGAAAUUUAUCCAUUGUUGUAACAUUGAAUUUUGAAUUUACAAAGAGUACUUGGAGCAGCAUGCCAUAACACAGAA